GAUCAGUCCCUGAAGAACUACGGUGGGAAUGUUACAGAGCGUUACAAAAUGGCACACUUCCUUUCAAGCAUUUGUACAACAGUUGUAUAUGCAAGUAGCAAAAAUGUACAAUGAUUUGAAGAAGAAGGAAACUGGAUAUACAAUAAUUGAGAGGUGGUUACGUGAAGGUCAAGGCAGUUAUGCUCCCACACAGAACAAUUUACCUCCUUCGUUGGGACAAACCGGUUUUACCGAUGCGCCACAGAUGUUUCCUCCUGUCAAUACACAAGCAGUGGUGAACAGUUCGUUCUCAUUCGCUCUUCCUCAGCAAGAACCCGCCGGUGUCCAGACGUAUCAACCAGGCACCUCAGUGUUUGGAGGGAACCAAGGACAGCAGCUGUGGUCUAACAGUACACCCGUAGACAGCUCUGCUUACACGCCACUAGAGGAAGUGUCCGAAAGAGAGCUAGAAGCAUUUAAGGCAGAGAAGUUUGUCUUUGGUGCUAUUCCAAUAAGACCACCACCGAAGGACCUAUGUAGAAUAUAAUCUAAGUAAAUGUAAUGUAAUUUUCGUUUGUAUAAUUAUAGAGAGUGUUUAUUCUUAAA
Messenger RNA from Homalodisca vitripennis (glassy-winged sharpshooter), 585 nucleotides. Its product is annotated as nucleoporin NUP42-like. Lineage: Eukaryota; Metazoa; Arthropoda; Insecta; Hemiptera; Cicadellidae. The record is from RefSeq and is a predicted model, not a curated record. The coding region runs from base 29 to 526 and encodes 165 amino acids. The transcript is spliced from 3 exons.